Molecule: messenger RNA, 2124 nt
Organism: Effrenium voratum
Lineage: Eukaryota; Dinophyceae; Suessiales; Symbiodiniaceae
Source: the annotation of a GenBank genome assembly
GUGGGCCCAAGGGCCACUUGCCGGGAUGCCUUUGCAAGGCCUGUCGCGCUGAAACGCUUGGCGUGAGCAGCUUCGGCUGUGGAGCAUGUGGCAGUGGCUGUGGCGGCGGCUGCGGCGGCUGCGGCGGCUGCGGCGGCUGCGGCGGCUGCGGCGGCUGCGGCGGCUGCGGCUGCGGGGGGGCGGCGGCUGCGGCGGCUGCGGCGGCGGCGGCUACGGCGGUGGUGGCGGAGGUAGUGGUGGCACACCGCUUUACGAUAGCCGCGACGACGGCAAAGAAAUUGUGAGAGUCGUGAAGAACCAUCUUCCAGGGUGCCUGUGCAAAGAAUGCCAGUCCAUGCUGGAAGACGCCCCGCUGGGCUGCGGCCCCGCCAUGGCCGCGUCCCUCGCCGCCGCCGCGGCCGCCGCGGUCUCGGACUGGUGGGGAAGCGAUGGUAACUGGUGGGACGACUGGUGGGACGAUGGUAGCUGGUGGGCAGGCUGGGACGACGGCUGGGGCAUGGGCGCCUCCAUGGGACCCCCGGCCGCGUGCGGCGAGUGGGGAGGAUGGGAAGGCCCGUCCGGUGCGCAGCCCGUGCAGACUUUGCCGGCGCUGCAGGGCCCGGGCGACCUUCUGGAUGAAGUGAACAAGUUCUGCGACAAGUACGAUUUGUCGGAUGAUCACCGGAGACUGGUCGCGAACUCGCUCAGCAAGUGCGGCGAGCUUUGGGUCCACGACCUCAAAGAGCUGGACCAUGCGCUGGGCAAGGCUCGGAGCCCGCAGAGUCUGCUGCCCACCCGGCUCCGGGAACUCGAGGCGUUGCGGGGCUUCAUGACCAAGGCGAAGCAGGGCCAUUUGCCCGGGUGCAUGUGCCCCAACUGCAAGGAGAGCUCCUUCGCGCGGGCCGUGGGCACGGAGGGCACCAGCGAGGCUAAGAGCUUGAACGCGGCGGCGCUCUUCGCGUACCAACACGAGCAGGAGGCAUUAGGAGGCCCCAGGGAGGACGAGCCGGACUUCGCUUUCGGGGACAAGAAAGGCAAGGGCAAGGGCAAGCCCUUGGUCCUCCCCCAAGGGGAAUUGCUGCCGGAGGUGAAGGCCUUUUGCUCGCGCUUCGCACUCACAGACCGACUCACCACGAAAGUGAUGGACACCUUGCGGAAGCGGGGGGACCCUGAGUGGCGACACGACCUGGCGGAGAUGAACAGGGACUUGUCCAAAGCGCGAAACCCCUCGGGUCUGCUGGUGGUGAAGCUCGGCGACCUCCAGAAGGAGCUGAACCCCAACCAGCUUUGCUUCAACUACCGUGCAGGAACCUGUACUUGGGGCGACAAGUGCAGAUGGUCCCACGACGUGGCGGUGGGCGCGGAGCGCAUGAAGACCUCCGCACUGCUGGCCGCGGCGGCGAAGGGCACCAUGGCUUCGCUGCCGACGCCGGCAGUUGACCCCUCAGUGCAACCGGGCUUUGGGAGCGAUGGCGCCGGCAAGGUGGAUAAGAUCCUGCGGAGGAACCAGCGCCGCUCUCCGUCUGCUGAGCGGGUGCCAAGCCCUCCUCGGAACGACUUCCCGCGAGAGCCUUUGAGGCGCAAUCCGAGCCGAGAACGGUGCCAGCGAGAUGAGGCUCGCAGCCCACGCGACAGUUUUCGAGACGACCGUGGCCGCGACCGCCAAGGCCUUCACGACUUGUCCGGCCCCCGUAACCGCGACCGUGAUGGCCCGCCACGCGAGCGCGACGGCCGCGACGGCUACCCGCCUCGCGAGAGCUACCGCAGCCCGCCGCGGGACGGCUACCGCAGUCCGCCACGGGAUGGCUACAGCGGCCCGCCACGGGAUGGCUACAGCGGCCCGCCACGAGAUGGCUACCGCAGCCCGCCUCGUGAUGGCUACCGCAGCCCGCCUCGUGAUGGCUACCGCAGCCCGCCACGUGAUUACCGCAGCCCGCCCCGGGACGGCUACCGCAGCCCGCCGCGAGAUGGCUACCGCAGCCCGCCACGGGACGAGCGGUACCGCGACCGGGGUGACUCGUUUCGCGAGCGGAACGAUCGUGAGCCUUUGCGCCGGUCGCGAAGUCCACGGGCACGGAGACGGGGCUGGGAGUGACCAGUCCCACGCACGGAUCGCCUCGAGAUCGAGUGUUCGGCUUCUGGAGA